Messenger RNA from Lobosporangium transversale, 1005 nucleotides. RefSeq lists its product as hypothetical. The transcript has 3 exons. Bases 178 to 1005 code for a protein of 275 amino acids. The record is from RefSeq and is a predicted model, not a curated record. Lineage: Eukaryota; Fungi; Mortierellomycota; Mortierellomycetes; Mortierellales; Mortierellaceae.
GUUGAUUUUUUUGCACGUCCACUAAUAUCUUUAUGUGAACUUUUUUUUUAUAUUAUUCUCUUGACCAGUUAAUUUGGCCAGCAAAAAUCGAAACUUUGUCCUCGGCUCCAGAAGAGAAAUAUGGGGCCCAGGCUAGAAACAGAAAAAAAAAAUUUUUUUUCUUAGAAACCAUUUCGCAUGUCUUCCACUAACAACAUCGUUUCUUCUUCCUCUGCAGUUAGCACUAGCAGGAAACGUGCUCGUGACGAAGUAGAGAGCACUCCCAACGUCAACGAGGUGUCAUUGAGUACUCAAUCCGAUCCAAACGAGUACCGUGGCAGGCUAGUGCCUUUCAAACCAGUGUCCACGGAAAACCUGUCAAGUGUAUAUAGUAAACUUUUCCUGGAUCCGACACCCAAGGGCCAUGUGCUAAAGCGUGAAUGCUUCACGCUAUUCCGUCUGCAUGAGCCAUCGUUGUUCAAGCAGUUGGAGAAGCUCAAGCUUCGGCUGGUCUCGGAGGAGGAUUGGGAGACCGCCAAAAAAGCAAGGCCUACUCUGCAACAACAACAUAGAGUGGCUGAGGCGUCUGUGGUUGCAAGCACCACAGAGUCAAUGCAGGAGUUGGCAGCUAGGGGUCUGCGCAAGGUUUUCACUGAGCUGACUGCUGUUGGCGUGGAAGCGCCUCAUAGUAAACGCUUGGAGGAAAGGGCAGCUCUAUGGAUAGAGCUAUAUAAGACGGUUGUGCCAGCCAAGCAUCCUGUCGAUCAAGAGGAGACUGCUAGCGAGCCAAACAGUUCUCCUCGUCAUAGUAAGAGAGCUCGAACAUCCAGCACAAGGUAUCCUUUCCAUAACCUAAACCCCACUACUCCUGUGGACAAGAUAAAGGAGAGUCCAGCUGGCGUAAGCAAUAUAAGAGGUCUAACGAAAACCCAGCUACCCGAGUAUGUCCGCAAUAUCGACCAUCCGGCGCAGUAUACCGUGUAUGGUAUUGCUAAGCAAUAUGGCGACCUCGAAAUCGAGUUAUAA